Molecule: messenger RNA, 528 nt
Organism: Fonsecaea multimorphosa CBS 102226
Lineage: Eukaryota; Fungi; Ascomycota; Eurotiomycetes; Chaetothyriales; Herpotrichiellaceae
Exons: 1
Coding region: 1-528 (175 amino acids)
Source: RefSeq, a predicted model, not a curated record
AUGGCGGACAACAAGCACCAUCACCUCAUCACCAACUUGAACGACCAGGGACUCUCGGAGUUUCUGGAUAAUGUGAGGAAGCCGUCCGGACAGCACACGCCUUUUGGAUUCGUCAGCACCAUCUAUGGAAAUUCUUCCCUGCCGCCCAAUUUGACGGCGGAUGACGACAUACAGGAGACACAGAGGUAUCGUGAACAAGGACUCUCGGCGAAUCGCAUCACCGUCGACAACGGCAUUGUGGCCUCCGUGGUGCAAAUCAAACCGUCCAAUCUCGGUGGUUCCAGCCCCAUGCAUCGGACUCGAACGCUUGACUUCGGCAUCGUCGUCGAGGGCGAGGUGGAGUUAACGCUAGACAGCGGCGAGAUUCGCCGGCUAAAACAGGGAGACACAGUGAUCCAGCGGGGAACUAUGCACAAGUGGAUAAAUAUAACGCCAAACUCGGGAUGGGCCACAAUGUUCUUCGUGAGCCUGGACGCGCAGGAGAUCAAGGCUGCAGGAGCAGUGCUUGGAGAGAGCUGGGGUCCUUGA